Molecule: messenger RNA, 4594 nt
Organism: Folsomia candida
Lineage: Eukaryota; Metazoa; Arthropoda; Collembola; Entomobryomorpha; Isotomidae
Exons: 9
Coding region: 426-4382 (1318 amino acids)
Molecular function (GO): protein binding; ADP binding
Source: RefSeq, a predicted model, not a curated record
ACGAAGCGGCAGGUCUCUCUUCACUAUUUCUCUUCCACAUGUUCAUGAAACACAAAAUAAUACGAAAUUUAUUUUCAACUUUCUACAAGUCAUCCAAAUUUUCGACUUUAUUCGCAAACUUGACUAUCCAUAAAAUUAAUUUUAGGAACGAUACAUUUUAUGAAAUUACUUAACCGAACCAAUUCAUCAGUUGCAGUGCAAUAUUUAAAGUAAAUCUAGUCCAGGAUUCGUUUUUUACAAUAUUUAAACAAUAUCGCCAUCAUACAUAACUGCGAAACAAAUAUAUGUGCAGGAUACUGAACACUCGCAUCAAAACGGAAUAAUAUGUUCACCAAUUAUUCAUCUGCCACCUGACAAAUAUACUGUUAAUCCUCAUUGUUACUUCACUUUUAAGAGAAAAUCCGAUCAGAAGUGAAAAAUACGAUAUGGCAGAAGCGCUGGAAAGGAAUAAAGUACAUUCGAACGUGUAUUAUCUCGGCCACUUCAACUCAGCCUUUAUUAAGCAAUUUGAACUGGCUGUAAAAGAUUAUGAAAAAUCAAUUCAGCCUGGUAGAGAAACUCAUGCAAAGAAAAGUACGUUUGUCCAUGGAGGCGGAACAGGCAUUGGAGGAGUUUUGGGUGGAAUACUUGGCCUAUAUUUUGAAGUAAAAGGCCUCGCCGGACCUGCCGCAACGGGUGGCAGCAUGGCAGGAAAUUAUUUCCAUAACAAAUUUCAAUUUCGUGAAAAAGCGAAGAAAAUAGUCGCCACACUUCAAAAUUCGGAUUCCAGUAAAGAAACAUUUUACGACGUGAAACAACAACGCCAAAAUCUGUACAAAAUCCUAGUCCAAGGUGCUACUGAAGUCUUUGUAGCGUUCGAAGAAAUAUUUAUGGCAGUGGCACAACACGAUUUGCGUGACUUGGACAAAAUCGCGCAUGACGCAGUUGGUCGCAUUUUUAAUUAUCUGAGUCACUCUGAUUUGCAAGAAUUUUCAUCUGAAUCAAUCUGGAGAGGUGUUUUAGAAGGGGAAUCAAAAUUAAGUACGCUUGGAAAAGCUACACAAUCAAAAACGAGGGGGCAUAAAAUCUAUUUUGUCAAAAAUGGUGCAGAUGAGGACGACACAAAAAUGGAAUCUAAUAAGAAAACUAGCUUUCUCCAAAAGCUACCAUUACCAAAGUUACCAAAGUUGAAGCUCAGCAAAGCUUCGAAGAUGGUCACUCAGAAACUUUAUUCUCAACCAAAACUCCCCCGAAAUAAGAGUGCAGUUAAAAUUAAUUCCUGUGACAUGUUUAACUUUUCCGGCGUUUUAUUUCCCAUUGAAAAUAAUCCUUUUAAAAAGUUUACUCUUUAUGCUAAAGAUAGCGACAAACUUAACUUGUAUGGAUACCGUCUCUCGUUUGAGGGAGAAAGUAGUGAAUAUUUGGAACGGUUAGGGUACAAGUCACUGGAUGACAUACGCGACGAUAAAUAUGAAGAGAACAGAAUUAAUGAGAAUCAAUUAGACGAAGCAAAUGAGAAGAUUCUCAAAGAUCUGGAAGAAGACUGGAAAAAAUUGCAGAAUGAUAUUUCUACUGUCCACCAAGAAGUGCAGAAUGUGGGGAACAUACUUUACGACAAAGUUGAGAACAUAGCUCAGAUCAUUCAACAACCCAAGAUUAAAGAGGAAAUCCCCUUUUUACCUUAUCCAAAACCUGAUAAAAAUUUCACUGGCAGAAUUCGGCUUAUGGGCGAUGUUAUCAAGUGUUUCACAUCAUGGGACAAAAAAUCUAAUCAGCAGAUUGGAUUCCCACUCGUCGAUCUCCACGGUCUCGGAGGUCAUGGAAAAACACAAACUGCACAAAGUAUCGCAGCCCGUUGCAUUAAAGAUGACCUUUUUAAUGGCGUGAUCUGGAUUGACGCCGAAACACAAUCUGGAAUCAUGGACAAAAUCAAGAGGGAAUUAGAACAUCAAGAAAUUCAAAACGUGCCUGAAAAUGAUGGGAUACUACUUGCUAAUAAACUUUACGAUUUCAUAAUUUCCAAAAGUCCACAAAAAAUUCUAGUCAUAUUCGACAACGUGGAAGGAUUUGAAGAAGUAGAGAGCUAUUUACCGUUCAACAAAAAUGUGGAUAAUAUUGCCGUAUUAAUCACAUCCGUGGAGAAGAUUAUAGUUCCAACUGGAAUGGGAGAAAUUGACACUUUCAAGGUGGACAUUUUUGAAAAAGAUGAAGCUAAUGAGUUGGUAGUUAAAGUACUGAAUGUUGGCGAAACGGAACCUGAUAUUUCCCUACUUGUCUCGGAGUCUGGACGAAUACCAGUAAUUCUUUGCAUCAUGACAGGAACCAUUGUCAGCGUUCGGAACCUAGGACGCUCUUCAUAUUCUAUAACGCAGUUUCUAAAAGAAAUGAAGGACAAAUCAAAAAUACUCAGAUACCCAACCGAUCCCAAUACCAAAGAUGAUCUCAGAAUGCAAUACAAGAAAAGUUUGUACACCUGUGUCAAAAUUGCUUUGGAAAAAUUGCAAGAAUCCAACCAUUUGUACGCCCCACUCGCAAUUCAUUUUAUUGAAAGAUGUCCGUACUUCUACAAUCUUUGUCCCAUUGAUUAUUUCCUCAAACAUGUCACUACUAUCAAACGGGAUAUGAAGGAAAUUUCAAAAGCAUCCUUGAUCCCUCUCAAACCAAUUGAGGUGCUUAAAAAUGCAAUCCGGCUCGUUUCAUCAUUCUCUUUAAUUAACUACAAAUCUGAAAAAUAUUCGGAAUUUGGGUUUGAGGUGGAAAUGCAUCGUCUGGUCCAGAGCACGAUAAGAUUAAUACAAGAGGACGAAAAUCUAGAGCACGACAUAUUAGACGACCUACUCGGCUGUGAGGAUUAUCCAAAAUCUAAAUUUAGCGACGUCAAACUGGAUAAGACUGACGAAGCCUUUUUUCACUCCGGUUCAAUUGCCAUUCUUUGGUCACACACGAUACAUUAUGAAGAUCUAAUUAGAAAAUACUUCAUGGAGCAAGCAUCCCUAAAAAAGAUGAUUGACUGUGGGUUCUUCAACGAGGUCAGAAAAAUCAUCCAAGUACUCGGAGAAGAAAAUGCAGUCAAGAGAAUGCUUCAGUUUGAACCUGAUCAAGCCGUUUCCAGAGUAGUAACUCGAAAUGCAUUCCAAUCAGCUUUAAAAAAUGACUUUAACGGACUAGGACUACAUUUUAUACGAAUACUUCAAGAUUGGCGAAGUGAUAUUUGCGACACGCUUUGGACAGCGGGGAUAACAAGCACUCUAAAAUUUUGCACAGAAAGCUUGAACCCAGACGUGGUGACCGUUUUGGUGGAGAAAUUCGCCUUAGACGCCGACUUUUUAUCAAGCAAGAUUGGCAACGAUACUCUACUCGUGCACGCCAUACUUUGCGGUAAACUGCACGUUGCAAAACAUUUAUUAGACAAAAAUGCAAAUCCAUGUGUCAAAGGGUAUCAUGGAUACACUCCCUUGCACGUUUUGGCAUGUCGAUGGGAGAAAGGAAAAGCGGGAACAUGGAAUCUCCUGGCAGCCCAAAUUGUUUCAAAAUACCCGACACUGAUCUACGAAAAAGAUGACAAUGGAACAUUACCUUUCAUGAUAGCGGCUGAAUCUGGAUAUAAAAGUGCCUUAAAUUUUCUUCUCAGCAAUAUGGAAGAUCCGACGUCUCAAAUUGAUUGUUGUGAUAAAAAGGGGAACAUUGCGAUGAUGCUGGCCAUUCAAAAUAUUGGGUACAAAUCAAUGUCAGGCGUCGUCCAGGUUUUAAUGCAGUACGGAGCAGAUAUUCAUUACAGAAACCCUAACAACUUAUGGAAUGCGUGGCAUUACGCAUUUAGUUCUGAGUUUGGUUACAAGAAAAGCAAGAAAUCGAGAUUUUACAAUGUUCUCAAGAUUCUAGUAGAAAACAAUGUUUCGCCAGAUAUUCCAAAUGAGAAUGGUGACACAUUUUUCCAUUCGAUGUUGAAGAAGAAUGAUAAGCUUCGUUUUGUCAAAAAAUCCAACAUUACAGAACUCUUGGAGUUUAUAGCUUCAAAUAACUUGUGCGCAAUAUUUGAUUGCAAAAAUGGAGACGAUCUGACGGUUUUGGAGUUGGCUGAGAGCCUGAAGAUUUCUGGAAGUUGUAGAGAGGAGAGCGAUUAUUCGGAAGACGCGAUGUCCUGGGUGGAUGAGAAUAGUGGAAAUUCCAGUGACGAAUAUUGUCAAAUCGAUGAUAAUAAUUUACUUGAAGACGGGGUCAGGUCACUUACCGUGUCUGAAGAGAUUUCUGAGGACGACGUGCCAAAUAAUGAUAAAUUGGGAUGGAUGGAGGAUGAAGACGGUAACUUAAUUUGCAUUAAUGAUUUUAUACGCGACGCCUUUGAAAAUUUCGUCAAUCUAGACGUUGUUAUUGAUUUCAUUAAGAAUUUAAAAAGUGAAUGAGCUUACUGUGAAAUGAAAUUUAUUGUGCCAAAGAAAACUAAAUGUAUGUAAUUAAAAUGUGUUUAGCCGGUGCUGUUUCAUACUAUUUUACUUGAUUUCUUAACUAUCUAAAUAGUCAUAUUAUAACUUAUUUAUGUAUUAUGUGAGGUUUCACUGUGUCGAAUUGUGUCAUUUUGCUGUUCUCCACACAUUAAAAAAAUUGUAAAAUAUUA